UUUCAAAUUCAGUAUACUUCGUGUUGACCCUCUGAUCUUGCAUUUCAUCUCCUUUGAUUUCUGAGAAUUUGCGUUUGCUUUUCUGAAUUUACAUCUCUGCACCUGCAUUAAUUUCUGUUUCUCUGCUUUCUUCAAUUCAUCAGCACCUGCGAUUUUAUCAGUUUCUAGCUUCUGUGGAAACUGAUAUCUUGUUCGAUCUCUACCUGGAAAAUUAGGUUGAUUGGAAGUGACUUUAGCAUCUCUGCUUGCUCUUAUGUACGCUUGAAUGAGUUCUUUUUAAUUAUUUACUUUCUCAAUUUGUUUUUCUUUGAGGAAUAAUUUUUCUGUAUUUGCUACGAGCAUGGCGUAAAUUCACUUAUAUUCUCUAUAUUUGUGGGUACCAAAUAACAAUAAAUAUAUUGAGCUAUGUGGAUCAUAGAGUUGUUGGCUGGUGCUAAUCUAUUUAUCAUCUAUGGGUACUAGGUAGAUUGAAGGACGGGAACAUAGAUAUGUGCCUACAACAUAUUAAACUUUUGUUUUCCGAGUUUGCUCGUGGAAUUGAACUUCUUAUAGCGAGAACUUUGGAUAGCUGUGUUUUUGGAACCAGUGUUUGUGGAUGAAUAUGUCAUUUGAGCUUGAUAUCUACAUUUCUUCGGAGUGAGUUUCAUUUUUAGUAAGAUGACUGAACAACCUCGGAUAGUUAAAUGUCCCAAAUGCCGGCAAUUGCUUCCAGAGUAUUCACACUAUACGGUAUAUAUGUGCGGGGGAUGCGGUACAACUCUUCAAGCCAAGAAACGAAAAAAGGAGGCCGCCAAUCGAGAGUCCUGCGAACAUAAAACUGAUGCAGCUCCUAGAAACGUGGUGAAUCUUGCUUCAGAAGAUAAAGAAUGCAGCAACAUAGAGCAGCCAGCUCUUCCUCAGGAGAACGUAGUGAGGUCAAAACCAACUAGCUCUUCCUCGGAAGAAUGCUCUUUGGAGGGAGAUGGUGGAAGCAAUCAAAUUGAAAAUGGGGAAUGCAGGCAGUUAGUUCUUCUUCGGGAGAAUGCUGAGAGUACAAAAAGAACUAGUUCUUUCUCAGGAGAAUGCUCUUUGGAUGGGGAUAGUGGAAGCAAUCAAAAUGAAAACGGGGAAUGCAAUGCAGACCAGUUAGUUCUUGUUCUUCCUCAGGAGGAAAUUGUGAUACCAAAGAGAACUAAUUCUUCCUCAGGUCAUUGUUCGUCGAAUAUAAAUGGUGUAUGGGAUCAAAGUGAGGAUAGGGAAUAUGAUGAAAAAAAACUGGCUCUUCCUCAGCAGAAUGUUCUGAGGGCAGAAUCAACUAGUUCUUCCUCAGGUGAACAUCCUUUGGAUGUUAAUGCAAAGGAGGAGUUUAAUGGAAAGCAGCUAGUUCUUCCUGAGGAGAAAGUUCAGAAGACAAAACCAACUAGUUCUUCCUCAGGAGAAUAUUCUUUGGAUGUAAAUGAUAAAAAGGAUCAAAUUAGAAAUGAGGAAAGCAAUGUAAAGAAGCUAGUUCUACCAAACGGGUCAAAAGCAGAUAGUUUGUCCUCAGCAUGUUUGGAUGAAAAUGGCAGUAAGGAACAAAGUAGUAAUGGGGAGUGCAACGAAGAGCGGCUAGAUCUUCCCCAUGAGAACAUUCAAAGAACAGAAUCAACAGGUUUUUCCUCAGGAGAAUGCUCCUUGGAUGAAAUUGGAGGAAGGGAUCAAAAUGAAAAUGGGGAGUUCAAUGUAGCUUUCAGUCUAUCAGAUGAAGAGAUGGAAAAGGAGACGAAUGUCAAUAACCUGUCACGUGGUAGAUUCAAGCAGCAUAAAGUAUCCAACGAUGGUUGUUCUACUGAGCUAACAGAGACGAAGAUUGAGGCCUCAUCAGUGCUGAUGGGAGGAGAGAGUUCAGAAGGAGAGACAACUGAUACCCAGUUGCAAUUAGCAAGAGCAGCAGGGUCAGAUAAUAGAAACUUGGUAUUUCAGGAAGCAAAAGAGCAGUUAAUUGGUGCUUCAGAUGGAGUAGAUGCCAAGAAUGACGAAUCCGCUCAAAUAGAAGCGGAAGCCAGAUUGGAAAUUAAUAGAAGCGAUAAUACUGCCAAAAGCUUAACAGAUGAUAACUCAGCAUCUGGUAAGGGGAGCACAUCUGGUAAUCCUGUAUCUUCUCAUGAUAAACAAAUGAAGCAAGGUCAAGAGCCUAAACCAUAUACAUUUGAUAACUCAGAAGUAAUGAAUCAGAGUUCAGAGCUUAGUGGUGAUCUUGGAGAAUUGUCUAAAUCCCCAACCACAAGAAGCUAUCAUGCUUAUGAUGGCAGUGUCUCUUCUUAUGAUGAAAUGGAUAAGCAAUUCCCUGACCAACAUUUGAAACCUUUUGAGAAUAAUUACAAUGCGACAAAUGUUGUUUCUGAGGGAAGGCACAGAAAGGGAAAAGGCCCUGUAAAUAGCUUGAAUGUUCCACCUGAUUUGCCCAGGGGAAAGCAUCACGUCAUGAAAGACACCAAAAGGAGUCAAUACGAAGCUCUAGAGACUACAAGACGUGACCGCCCAGCUCGUCACCGAAUGAGAGCAGGGACAGAAAAUUAUCCACCUAGAAUGCCCUACCAUCGAAGUGGUUUACAAUCUAGCUAUGGGAGUGACACGCCAUCAAAUCAAGUGCCUGAUGAUGAGCACUAUUUCAGUAGCUCAAGCCUUCUUUCACCUGACUACUGUGAGGACUCUGACCAAGAGAAGUUAAAUCUGUUGAUAAUGAUCCAUAAACUGCAGAAUCAACUCAGAAGAACGAGCUCUCUGAAAGGGGAUACAACUGAAAGACUUUUCCCUGGUGUCUCUUAUAAGGGCGAUCAUGUUUCUUCGUCCCGUAACCAUGAAUUUCGUGAAGGAAGAAGAUUUAGUCAUGAUCUCAGUGACCCUUGGUGUGAUGCAAGAUACUUCCAUGGACCAAUCAAUUGGCGACAAAGGAGUAAGAUACCACCAAUACCUUUUUCAGCUGAGGCAACAAGCAGCACGCACCAUGUUGAUAAUUCUUGCUUCCAUUGUCAGCACAAAGAGUGGCGAUAUUCAGCAGACUUGCCUCCGCAUGCUCUUUUCCAGCUUGAACAGUCGUGCAAAUAUCAUCCUGGUCACAACAAUUGUUGCUUCCCUCAUCGCUCUUAUCCAUUCAACGCACCAAGGUACAUCAGCUCUAAACUCCAAUUAUAUGGCCAUGAAACAAAGUCUAACGAUCAGAGGCAUCGAGCACAUGAGAUGAGAAUGUACUUUAGGGAGAAACAGAACAUGAACAAGAAACAUUUCCGACCAGUUGCAGGUGGAGCCCCCUUUAUCACUUGUCGUAAUUGCUUCAAGCUGCUUCAGUUGCCUGCUGAUUUUCUCCUUUUCAAAAGGGUAUGUCAUCAGCUAAAAUGUGGACACUGUUCAGAGAUCCUCAAGUUUUCAUUGCAGGAUAGAAGUCAUAUAGUUUCUUAUGACCCAAGUCGGCAUGGUGACCAAAGCGAGGUGAUUAAUGGGAGCAAUCAAUUGGCUUCUUCUGCUUCUCGUGCCAAUUAUUUUCAUUCUUCACAUGUGGUCCCGAUUUCAUUUUCUGACGAUUAUGGAAAUUAUGUGUCUAAAAGCUACUCCUCAGGAGGAGAUCCUGUUUCACUGACCUCAUUUCAUCCAUUACAUGGCAGUGAGUGUGACACAAAUGUCUCUUGUGCUUUUGAGGAGGAAGACAAGAUUGCUUCUAGACAUGCUCGUACAAGUAAUACUCCUGUACGAACAAACGAAUCAACAGUGGUCUCCUCAAACAUGUCAGGGUCAGAAGCGGAGACAGUGCCGCCCCCAAGGAGCUCGCCACUUCAUCAAUUGAUGGGUUAUUCCUCACCAAGCCAAGUGAUAAGAGGAAUUCAGUCACACGGUAAUGGUAAUGAGCUCAUGAAAAAUGAACACGACUAUAGCUGAGUAUAAGUGCUUUAAGGAUUAAAGCAUAAUACUUGGGUAACAUUUCAGGACAAGAUAUGACGAGAUUUUUUUUUUUUUUUGGUUGGGUUUUGUAGUUACCAGUUCGUAAUCUUCAAUAGGAGAAAUUGGAUUGCCUUUUUGCGCUCUAACUUUUAUGCUAGAACUUAGGAGUAGCUUAGCUUCCUCUUUCAAUUUGAUUUAUAUUACUUGGGCAACAUGUGCAUCUUCCCUCUUGUUGUGCAUGGGAAUGUAUGUUAUUGGUAAUAAAUAUUAGAUGUUGACAAAUACAGGGUUCUUGUGUACUUUAAACUUGUAUUUCAUACUUUAUAUAUAUACGUUGUGUUGUGAUCA
Messenger RNA from Prosopis cineraria, 4242 nucleotides. RefSeq lists its product as uncharacterized. The transcript has 3 exons. Bases 658 to 3891 code for a protein of 1077 amino acids. Lineage: Eukaryota; Viridiplantae; Streptophyta; Magnoliopsida; Fabales; Fabaceae. Gene Ontology annotation, biological process: regulation of defense response to fungus. The record is from RefSeq and is a predicted model, not a curated record.